CUCUGUGAUAUAUAAACAAGUCAUCCAAUAUUCCCAACUCAUCUAGGGUUUUUACGGUGCCCAUGACUCAGUAGAGUCCCAGUCCCCUACUCUUCUUCUUCUAUCUCAACACACCACCCCUGAGGAGGAGCAGGAGGAAGGAUAUCGAGGGUUAAUUCCAAUGGGGCUCAUGCCCACCGUCGCCAUGCUGCUCGUGCAGAUCGGCUUCGCCGGCAACAACCUGCUCUCCAAGAUGGCGCUGGAAAACGGCGCCAGCCCCUACGUGCUCAUCUCCUGCCGCAGCCUCAUCGCCGCCCUCUUCCUGGCGCCCUUCGCCGUCUACUUCGAGAGGAAUAAAUGGAUGAUGAUCACCAAGAAAGUAAUCAUGCAGAUACUUCUUUCCUCCACUCUCGGCAUGGCGGUGAGCGAGGUGCUCUUCUUCGUGGGGUUUAAAUACACCAGCCCGACGGUUGCCAGCGCAAUCGGCAACAUCGUCCCAGCCCUCACCUUCGUGAUAGCCGCCACGCUGAAGAUGGAGCCGGUGCGGCUACAAACCCCCGCCGGCCAGGCCAAGGUGGUCGGCACGCUCGUCUGUGUCGGGGGCUCCAUGAUCAUGCCCUUCUACAAGGGCCCGCUCCUCAAGCUCUGGGCCUCCCCUAUACACUGGCGCUAUGCCGAGCACACGACGGGUGCCGCCGUGCCACCCACCAAUAGUGGCCUCGGCGACCUCCUCAUCAUCCUCAGCGCCGUCGCCUGGGCCGCCUGGCUCGUCAUGCAGAACAAGACGUCGGAGGAUUUCUCGGCGCCGUACACCAGCACGACUAUCAUGUCCCUGAUCGUCUCGGCGGAGUCCGCGGGCGUCAGCGCGGCCGUGGACCGGAGCCUCUCCGUCUGGAACAUCGGGCUGGGCAUCAAUCUGUACUCCGUGCUCUACAUGGGAAUCGUUGGCUGGGGGAUCAUGUUCGUGGUCAUGACGUGGUGCAUCCAGGUGCGCGGCCCGCUCUUCGUCUCCAUGUUCAACCCCGUGGUGCUCGUCGCCGUCGCCGUUCUCGGCUGGGCUAUCCUCGACGAGAAGCUGCACGUCGGAAGUGUUAUUGGCUCGGCGCUCAUUGUCAGCGGGCUAUACAUGGUGCUGUGGGGCAAGGGGAGUGAGAUGAGCAGACCAGCCCAACGCGACGGGCAAACUGAAACGGUGAGCACCAAGGGGCUGGAAUCCAACGGGAAAAACAACGACGUGCAUUCCUCGCCAGUUUGAUCAGAUCACAACAACAUCCUAUCUCUAGUUUGGAGAGCAUAUAUUACAUCGUCAGAUCGAUAAAUCCUAUGUUACUCUAUGGAAGGCCCCUCUCACUGCUCCAGUCAAAUUCCUUGAGAAUGGCAGCAACCACCAAAUAGCGCCGACUGCAGCUAAAGGAGCACAACUAACUAACUCCUUAAUCUAAUCAAGCAGUAGUUGUGAUUUGUCAUAGGGAGUAAAUCAAUGUUGAUGUUGUGAUUCGUCGUAGUCCUAGGGAGGAACUAUUGAGCCAUGCUCAUUCCAAGAAACCGAGACAGUGUUUCGCUUAACGCACGACUGAAUUAUUUUCAUGGUAGUUC
Lolium perenne is the source of this 1575-nucleotide messenger RNA. Its product is annotated as WAT1-related protein At1g09380. The record is from RefSeq and is a predicted model, not a curated record. Gene Ontology annotation, molecular function: transmembrane transporter activity. Gene Ontology annotation, cellular component: membrane. Lineage: Eukaryota; Viridiplantae; Streptophyta; Magnoliopsida; Poales; Poaceae.